Paramecium sonneborni is the source of this 1160-nucleotide messenger RNA. The record is from the annotation of a GenBank genome assembly. NCBI's taxonomy places the organism in Eukaryota, Ciliophora, Oligohymenophorea, Peniculida, Parameciidae.
AUGAGUUUUUCUACAACUUGUGAAUUCGAUCAUUCUAAAAAUCUCCAUCGUAAAUUUAAUACUCUUCAUAUUUAAUCAAGAAAAUAUGUAGAUCCAUUAGUAACAACAAAACCAUUCGAAACACGCAAUCAUGGUUAGUAAUUUGAACAACAUUUUGCUCAUUACUUAAAAGGUGACUUAAAUCUAUAGAGAUUGAUAUAAAGACUCAACUAUCCACGAUUGAAUGCAGAAUAAUAAUUAUUACCAAAACAUAGAAUGACUCUAAAAAUACGUUAACAAACAGAAUAAAGAAAAAAUUAUCUAAAAAGUAAAAUUGUAAAAGUUCGUAAUCUUAUCAAAGAGAAAGUAGAAAUUAAGAAACCUAAUAAUGAAGAAAUACGUUAAGGUAAUGCACAAACUCUAACUAUUGUAUAAACAAUUUUAGAUAUUGCAAAUCAUAAAGAAAACUCUGUUGGUUAUUAAGAGAAAUUAAUACCGAAAACAAAAAGCUUAAAACAAUAUCGAUUAAAUUAUGAUAAUGUUGAACCUGUUUGUAAAUUGCAAUAGGAAGUAAUUCAAAGUAUUCCUACAAGAUCAUAUUUAAAAUCUGUUCUUGAGAAUAAUGCUUAGCUCUAUCUCUAAGAAUUGUAAAGCAGAGCUGAAUAACAUGAAAAUAAUAUAAAUAAAAUGGUUCGAUUAAGCAUUUAAACAAAACGAAAAGAUUUUACUCUAUUUCAUAAAGCUGCAAAAACAGAUCGUAAAAAUCAAGAUGGAAUACUAACUCAUGCUGAUGUUCAAUUGUAUGAUUAUUUAUACAAUAAACCUAAAGGAGUAAUGAUUGAAAAACAUCCAAAAUAUAUUCAAAAUGUCAUAGAUUCUGAAGUUGAUUUUCGUAAGAACUUCAGUAGAAAAGUGUUUACUCAUAGAUUCAAUAGAACUCAUUAUAAUUAAGAUCCUCCUGAAAAUCCUGAUGAUUCUUGUGCUUCUUCUUUACAAUCUGCAUGUGAAAUAAAAUUAGAUAAUUAUUAUGCUGAAACCAGAGAAUGGAAACGUAAGUAAUAUCUUCAAUUACCCAGACGUAUCAAAUAAUUGAUUGCUUUAGAAGAAUUGAAUCAGUAAUUCUCAACUAUUCAUCUAGGAAAGCCAUCCAUACGACAGUUAAUAAGUUAGAAUCUUAAUGA